UUAAAUUCGAUGUACAAAAUGAAGGUUAAGAAUUCUUAUUUGCUAUGAGAUGGCGCUAUGUUUCUAAUAAAUAACUCGUUUUCUAUUAUUUUCUACACGUGGAUUUAAUUAUUGUGAUUUAUUUUAUACACAUUUAUGUAAUUUCAUAUUUUAUGUAAAAACGUGAUGUAAAAUGGUUGCAAUAGGAAAAAAGAAGUAUCAGUCUGGGGAAGGAGCACAGUUUAUGACAAGAAAAGCUGCUUUAAAAAAAUUGCAGCUCACUUUAACUGAUUUUCGCAGAUUAUGUAUAUUGAAAGGAAUAUAUCCAAGAGAACCACGUAAUCGUAAAAGAGCGCAAAAAGGAGACCCUGCUAUCAAAAUAUUAUAUCAUAAAAAAGAUAUUCAAUUUUUGAUGCAUGAACCAAUAAUAUGGAAAUUAAGAGAAUUUAAAAUAUUUAAUAAAAAAGUUGGAAGAGCAAGAGCUUUGAGGGAAUUUUCAGAUAUGAAAAGAUAUUUAGAUAAUCAUCCUACUUUAAAGCUAGAUCACAUUGUUAAAGAACGUUAUCCAACAUUUAUUGAUGCACUUAGAGAUCUAGAUGAUUGUUUGACUUUAUGUUUUUUGUUUAGUACAUUUCCAUCCCUUAAUCAUAUACCAAGAGAUCAAUCAUUAUUAUGUAGAAGAUUAACAGUUGAAUUCUUACAUGCUAUAAUUGCUGCUAAAGCUUUACGUAAAGUAUUUGUAUCUAUUAAAGGAUAUUAUUAUCAAGCAGAAAUUAAGGGACAAAUAAUAACUUGGAUUGUACCUCAUCACUUCAGUUUUGAGCCUCAAGCAAAGAAUGAUGUAGACUUUAAAAUUAUGUCUAUAUUUGUAGAAUUCUAUAUCGUGAUGUUAGGUUUUGUUAAUUAUAGGCUUUAUCAUAGUCUUAAUUUAUAUUAUCCUCCAAAACUUACUACUAAUGAUAAUAGUGAAAAAAUACUUGUUGAUGAAGAAGUAUAUGUAUCGGAAAGAAUAGCAGCAUUAAAUGUACCUUUAGUAAAUCUGGAUCCUACAUUACAAAAUGUAGAAGAUGAAGAAUUGGAGAUAGAUAAAUUUGCAAAUGAAGGUGAUGCUACAAAUAUGGAAGAGGUUAGGAUAGAAGCAGAAAAAGUUAAAAAAUUAAAAACACUUUUCAAAGGUUUAAAAUUUUUCUUGAAUAGAGAAGUACCAAGAGAACCUUUAGUUUUUAUUUUACGUUGUUUUGGAGCUGAAGUAUCUUGGGAUAAAUUACUCUUUGUUGGUGCAACAUUUGAUGAAAAUGAUGAGACAAUAACACAUCAUAUAGUGGACAGACCUAAUAUGACUAAACAAUAUAUUUCUAGAUAUUAUGUACAACCACAGUGGAUUUUUGAUUCAGUAAAUGCUAAAGAAUUAUUACCUGUAGAAAAAUAUUUAAUAGGUUGUGUACUUCCGCCACAUCUUUCACCAUUCUCAAAUAAUCAGCAUGAUCAGACAUAUAUUCCACCAGAGGAACGUGCUCUUAUGGAUCCUGAAUUUAAACUUAAUAAUGAAGAUGAAUCUGAAGAAGAAGUAGAAGAAAAUAAAAAAGAAAAUAAUGAAAAUGAAGUGCAGGAAAAAGAUUUAAUAAAAAAUUCAGAAGAGAAAAUUGAAGCAAGAGAAUCUUCUGGUGAUUUAGAAACAACAAUCGAUGAGAAAGAACAGCAACGAAAUCGAUUAAAAAAUAAAAUGAAAGUUAAAACUGGAGAAGUGAUAAAGGAAGAUCCAUGGGAAAAGAAACGACAGGAGAGACAAGAAUAUCGAUUAAGAGAACGUAUGAUUAAAAAGAAACAUCGAAACUUAUAUAGGAGUAUGAUGGAAGGUCGCAAGGAAAGAGCCAAGGAAAUAUGGCUUCUUCGUAAGAAGAGGCGGCUACAUGAUACCGCUGAGAAGCAAAAACGCAAAGAAGAACGCAAACAGAAAAAAGUUAAAGUUACUGAAUAAGAAUAAAUAAAAAAAAGCAAUUAAUAUAAAUUUAAUAUUUAGUUUACUUUUAUUCCACAUACAUCAUUUUUUGUAAAUGAUGAACUGUAUUAAGAUUAUAUCUAACCACAUUUUUCAUAUAAUCUUUUUGUCUUUUAUAUAUCAGUAUCGAAUAUAAAGUCAAUGAAAAUUUGACAGCGGAAUGUAAUAACUUUCUCGAUAAUCAUAAGUACAGUUACGCGAAUAGAGAGAUGUUUUUAAUCCAGUCCUCCCACUUACCGGAAGCCCACGCAUACGAUGAUUCUGGUUUCUACUUUUCCACCGAAGGACUUUGAAGGCCAGACUACCUACAUAUAUUAACCUACGCAAUCUAUGAAAACAAGGAAAAUUUGAAGGAUCUUUGAAGUGGACAAUAUUUGAAUUUUAAAAAUUCUUAAUUAAUAAUCGUGGUCAUAAAAAUAAAAAUAUGUAACAUCUCUUGUACAAUGAAAAUAAAUAUCUGCUAUAUCAUGCAUCUUAGAUUUCUACAUGGUCAUCAUUAUGAUUUUAAAUUUAAUUUCUAUGUAAUAUACGAAGUGAUUUGCUGCAUGAUCGAAAUUAAGACUUAGCAAUCGACAAAACAAUGUUCAAUCACAUUGUUCUCGAAACAGAAAAAGGAAAGAAUGGAGAAUUAAGCGAAAGGAAAUAAAACAAUUUAAUAAUUAUUUCAGCAUAAAUGAAUUUAAAUAAUUUUUAAUUCAUUUCCUCUCCAAACGAUCGCCAUAUUUUGUAAAAGUAAAAAACGUUAAAUAGGUUUCUUAAUAAAAUCGACGAUUGACUAACGUCUAUUUGUGAGAAAAGUAUUAAUAUUUCUUAUUUGUUUGACACAGGUUUUUCGCGAAUAUUCUCGGUUCUGGAACAGCUUCUCAUCGAUUUCUUUAGUUAUUUGCAGUGGUGACUGAACCGAUGUGUCGCGACACUGGCGUCGGUGAAGUCACCAAUACCUAACCCGAUUCAGGUGUGCGAGCUGUGUGCAGAUUGGGUGCUUACGUCACCCUUGCUAUUCCUGU
This is a messenger RNA of Apis laboriosa (Himalayan honeybee), 2985 nucleotides long. RefSeq names its product pescadillo homolog. Gene Ontology annotation, biological process: maturation of LSU-rRNA from tricistronic rRNA transcript (SSU-rRNA, 5.8S rRNA, LSU-rRNA); ribosome biogenesis. Gene Ontology annotation, cellular component: nucleolus; PeBoW complex. The transcript is spliced from 9 exons. The record is from RefSeq and is a predicted model, not a curated record. Gene Ontology annotation, molecular function: RNA binding. Lineage: Eukaryota; Metazoa; Arthropoda; Insecta; Hymenoptera; Apidae. The coding region runs from base 173 to 1957 and encodes 594 amino acids.